AUGGUAGAGUCGGCACACGCGGAUUCGGGCAACGGCGCCAGCGGCUCGAGCGGAUCUUCCACGCCGAGCGGUGUCAAGACGCCUGAUGUGCAGAUUGAAGUUGAGACGCUCAUCAUUGGUGCGGGCCCGGCAGGCGCCGCGUUGGCGUGUUUCCUCGCAUCACACGGCAUCAAGGGUUUGAUGGUCAGUAGAGCGCCGACGAAUGCAGAUACGCCGCGGGCUCAUAUUACCAAUGCCGCUGCUUUGGAAUGCCUUCGGGACAUCGGUCUGGAGGACUCGAUCCACAACCUCAGCACCAAGAAUGAGAAAUUCAUGAUGCACACACGGUGGUGCUACACCAUGGCUGGACGCGAGUACGCCCGCAUCUACUCCUGGGGCAAUGACCCGGCUCGCAAGGGCGACUACGAGCGUGCCAGCCCGUGCAAGCAUGUCGACCUCCCGCAGACGCUGCUCGAGCCCGUGCUCGUCCGGCACGCCGCCCUCAACGGCAUCACGUGCCGCUUCGACACCGAGUUCGUCAGCUUCGUCGACGAGGGCACCCACGUCGUGACGACGCUGCGCGACCGGCUGACGGGCGGCACCUACGCCGUCAAGUCGCGCUUCCUGUUCGGUGCCGACGGCGCGCGGUCACGCGUGCAGCAGCAGCUGGACCUGCCGCUGGUCAAGAAGCCGCAGCAGGGACUCGCCAUCAACGUGCUGGUGAAGACUGAUCUGUCUCAUCUGAUGGAGUCGCGGCCGGGCAACCUGCACUGGGUCUUCCAGCCGGAAAAGGAGCAUCCGGCUUUCGCAUGGCAAGCCAUCGUGCGCAUGGUCAAGCCGUGGACUGAAUGGAUGUUCAUCCUGCUCCCGGACCCUGCCGCAGGUGACGCCGCCGAGAAGGCGACAGAAGCAGAGUACCUCGCCCGCGUCCACGAGAUCAUCGGCGACUCGACGCCGGCAUCCAUCAUCAACAUCUCCAAGUGGUACAUCAACGAGACGUACGCCGAGUCGUACUCGGCCGGCAACGUCUUCUGCCUCGGCGACGCGGUGCACCGGCACCCGCCCUUCAACGGGCUCGGCUCCAACACGUGCAUCCAAGACGCCUUCAACCUGGCGUGGAAGGUGGCGUACGUGCUGCAGGGGCGCGCCGGAGCCGGCUUGCUGGACUCGUACUCGGCCGAGCGCCAGCCCGUCGGCAAGGGCGUCGUGACGCGCGCCAACGACGGCUUCCGCGAGCACUUCAACGUCUGGGACGCGUUGGGGCUCGUCCUGCCCACCCCGCAAGAACGCGCCGCCGCCAUCGCCGAGCUCGAGGCCUCCACGCCCGCCGGUAACGAGCGCCGCCGCCGCUUCCAGGCCGCCGUCGCCGCCACCGGCCGCGAGUUCCACGCCCUCGGCAUCGAGAUGAACCAGUCUUAUUCGUCCUCGCCCGCCGUCAUCACCGACGAGGGCGUCACCGGCGACGACGGCCUCCAGGAUCCGGCCGUCGACACGGAGCUCUUCUACGUGCCCAGCACCUACCCCGGCCGCCGCCUGCCGCACGUCUGGCUCAGCCGCGCCGUGCCCGACGGCCUCGUCUCCACCGUCGACCUCGCCGGCCGCGGCCGCUUCACCCUCUUCACCGGCGUCGGCGGCGGCGACACGUGGCGCCGUGCGGCCGAGAGUGCUGAGGCGGCCCUGCCCGGCGACGUGCGGAUACGCGUCGUGACCGUCGGCUACGGCUGCGAGUUCGAGGACCCGUACUUCGAGUGGGCGCGCGUGCGCGGCGUCGGCGAGGACGGCUGCGUGCUCGUCCGGCCGGAUCGGUUCGUCGCGUGGAGGGCGGACGGGGUGAGCGGCGGUGGGGAUGAGGAGGUGGAGAGGUUGGGACGCGUCAUGAGGAGGGUGUUGGCGAGGGCGUGA
Molecule: messenger RNA, 1881 nt
Organism: Lasiodiplodia theobromae
Lineage: Eukaryota; Fungi; Ascomycota; Dothideomycetes; Botryosphaeriales; Botryosphaeriaceae
Product: Monooxygenase FAD-binding protein
Exons: 4
Coding region: 1-1881 (626 amino acids)
Molecular function (GO): FAD binding
Source: RefSeq, a predicted model, not a curated record